Molecule: messenger RNA, 2581 nt
Organism: Camarhynchus parvulus
Lineage: Eukaryota; Metazoa; Chordata; Aves; Passeriformes; Thraupidae
Gene: NAPEPLD
Product: N-acyl phosphatidylethanolamine phospholipase D
Biological process (GO): N-acylethanolamine metabolic process; N-acylphosphatidylethanolamine metabolic process
Cellular component (GO): membrane-bounded organelle; cytoplasm
Molecular function (GO): N-acylphosphatidylethanolamine-specific phospholipase D activity
Source: RefSeq, a predicted model, not a curated record
AGGAGCAGCCCGGCCUCCAGGGGCAGAACGUGCCGGCAGCUCUGACACUGUCCCGCCAUGGCUCUGGGACCCCCUGUCCCAAAGACACGGCGCCCCGCCGCCAUCUUGCUAACGGCGCCGCUCCGCGGUGCGGGGCCGGGCUGUGUGGUGCCCUCUGCCCGCCACGGUGAGGGGCCGGGCUGUGUGGUGCCCUCUGCCCGCCACGGUGAGGGGCCGGGCUGUGUGGUGCCCUCUGCCCGCCACGGUGAGGGGCCGGGCGUCGCGGAGCCCCGGCUCGCCAUGGCGGGGCGCCGGACGCUGUGGAGCUGGUCCGUGCAGCUCGUGGCGCUGCCCUCAGCGGCUGGCUGGUCAGGUGGAACGCUGCAGCCGUUCAACAGCCCCUACAGGAGACCUACAGAGCCGCCGCCGUGGAAGGGGUGGAGCGGCACCAUGGAGGAGGAGGAGAAGGAGGAAGGGGACGAGACUCUUCACGGGCGGCAGCAGCAGCCUGGGAGCUCUCCUGAAAAAGGUAUGGAUAAGAACACAGAUGAAGAGCAGCCUUCAACUGCCUGUAACCAGUACCCUAAGGAAGCAGUGAAGAAACGUCAGAAUUCGGGUCGAGGCUCCGGGGGCAAUGAUUCUUCCAGAACCUUCAGAAAAAGCUUCAGGCUGGACUACAGAUUAGAAGAGGAUGUAACUAAAUCAAAGAGGGGCAAAGAUGGGAGAUUUGUCAACCCAUGGCCAACAUGGAAAUCACCAACCUUACCCAACAUUUUGAAAUGGUCCUUCAUGGAAAAAAAUAACAGCAAUGUGCCACGUUCAAAGCAGGAACUCGACAAAGAACUCCCAGUGUUACAACCUUACUUUGUUCAAACUCCGGAAGAUGCUGGGAAGACAGGAGCUGGUAUGCGAGUCACGUGGCUGGGACACGCCACCGUUCUGGUGGAAAUGGAUGAACUUGUAUUUCUCACUGACCCAAUCUUCAGCCAGAGAGCUUCCCCCACUCAGCUCUUGGGUCCCAAGCGCUUCCGAGGGCCUCCGUGCACGGUGGCGCAGCUGCCCAGGAUAGACGCGGUGCUGAUCAGCCACACCCACUACGAUCACCUGGACUACAACAGCGUGGCCAGCCUGAACGAGCGCUUCGGGAGCGAGCUGCGCUGGUUCGUGCCCCUGGGGCUCCUGCCCUGGAUGCAGAGGUGUGGCUGUGAGAAUGUCAUCGAACUGGAUUGGUGGGAGGAGAACUGUGUCCCUGGUCACGAUGCGGUAACUUUUGUCUUCACUCCUUCCCAGCAUUGGUGCAAAAGGACUGUGACAGAUGAUAACAAGGUUCUCUGGGGCAGCUGGUCUGUCUUGGGACCUUGGAAUAGGUUUUUCUUUGCAGGAGAUACUGGAUAUUGUUUUGCUUUUGAACAAAUAGGUAAAAGAUUUGGACCUUUUGAUCUUGCAGCCAUCCCCAUUGGAGCUUAUGAGCCAAGGUGGUUUAUGAAAUACCAGCAUGUGGAUCCUGAAGAAGCAGUAAGAAUCCAUAUUGAUGUUCAAGCGAAGAAGUCUGUAGCAAUUCAUUGGGGGACCUUUGCUUUAGCAAAUGAGUAUUACUUGGAUCCUCCAGUUAAAUUGAAUGAAGCUCUUGAAAGAUAUGGCUUGAAAAAAGAUGACUUCUUUAUCUUACGCCAUGGAGAAUCACGGAAUUUGAAUACAAAUGACCGGUUUGAAAACUGAAAGAGUGUCAGUUCCUUGGAAGCCCUGUUUGAUCUGAACUAAUGUAACAAUACUAACAUAAUGUACACAAUAGAUUUUUGAGAUUGGAUUUCUAAAUGCCAGGUUUGUCAGUUUCAGAACUAAAGCUUGCAUACCGAUUUCAUGACAAAUUUUACUAGUUACAUUGUUUAUGGGAAAACUUGCUCUGACGUACACCACUGAUAAAAAAAAAUAUUUUUAAACUCUUCAUCUCACCUGCUGCAGCAAUAAUAACUUCAGCACAGAACAUAUUCUUAGGAUUAAUGGCUGACUUGAAUGAUUCCAUGUUAGACUAUCAUCUCUCACUUGUUAGUCUUCAGAUUAUGCCCUGUACCUUUAUGUACAAGCUUCAUACAGCUUCACUGUAUGUUUUGUGGGGUGAAGUCUUCCAAUACAGCUGUGUUGUUUAAGCACAAGCAUGGUAAAAUUGUUUCACUCUUCAUUUUCAUGUAUUAAUGAACCACAAAAGCUGAAUUUUACAUCAAAGAAAUGUGCCUUUUAAAGAAAGAGAUAAUAGUGCAUCAUGGAUGUGUAAAACUAACUGCUGGCCAGAAUACCUGCACACUUUUAUUGUUUUGUCUAUGUUUUAAUUUAGGUCUGAAUGUGUCAUUUGCAGCACAUGAAGUGGAAAAACCUCUUAAUGUCGCCUGUCCUUGCAUUAACUCAGCCUUUUUCUAAGUACCUUUUUUUUCCCCAGUAGAAAAUCUUAAGCAAGGGCUGUGGUAUUUUUUCUAAUAGCUUCCCUAUAAUUUUAAAGUUGAAUGAGAUUACAACAUUGUUCAGUGUUAUAAAAUUCAGCCAAAUGUGUCUGUAUCAAAUUGUCUUGCUCAUUUACAGAAUUAAAGCCUAUUGUUGCCAAUAAAAA